AUGCCCUUCGGCAGCUACAGUCACAGCUUGGACUACGCCCUUAACUUUGACAUGAGCCAGGUCCCGCUAGGAGAGGUCCUUGCCAGUCAGGACUCCUGGGCCCAGGCAGGAAAGGCGGAGGGGCAGGAGAGCACAGAUCGAGUGCGUGGUGCUCAGGAGUUGAGAUGGAAGGAGCUGGCUGCGUUUGAGAGAAAGCGCCACUCCUCACUAGAGAGGGCUUCUGAAGUGGCGGCACAGACAGCAGAGGAAUGGCAGCCUCAGAGGGAUCUGCUGAAGGAAGCGUUUCCUCUGGCUGUGCCAAAGGUUUGCCGGCGGCAGCGGCCAGCCCACAGGGGCCUGGAGAAGGUGCUCCAGGAGUUCUCUCGCCAAGGGCACACCCUGUCCCAGGUGUGCAGAGAGAAGGCAGUGCUGGCGCAAGAGAACGCUGCCCUGGAAGCCCGACUGGCAGCCACGGAGCGGGACCUACGAGGCCUUUCAGAGCAGCUGGCAGAGGCCAGGUCGGAGAAGGAGAGCCUGCAAAGCAGCCUGCUGGAGGCUCAGCAGCGCAUAUCGGAGCUGGAGAUGGCCAGGAGCCGUGUGGAAGCCCAAGUGCGCACGGCCACGCAGGCCAAGGAGGCGAUACUGGAGGACGUGAGGGGCCUUCGUCGUGAGCUGCUGGCUGUAAGAGCUCUCAGCCAGCAGCAAUGUGAAGACAUGGCUGAGCAGCUCCGCUGGGCAGAAGAGCAGUGCGGCAAGGCUCUGAGACUCUGGCAAUCUGCUCAGGAAGAGGAGAAAAGGAAGCUGGUGCAAGAACUGCAGAGACAAGUGGACCAACAACAUGUGAAGGCUCGGGAGCAGCUGGAGGAACGGGCUAACUUCCUGGCACAGCUCCUGCAGGAAGAGCAGCGUCAGAAGGCUGCUCUGUUAGCCAGGGUGUGCCAGCUGCAGAGAGAGCUGAGCCAAAAGGAGCAGCUGAGGCAGGAGCUGACUGAGGAGCGGGAGAAUGGGCAGAUGGACGCAGGAUCACCCAUCAAAGGUGCCGCAGCAGCAGCAUCCUGCCAAGAGGCCUCCUGUCUGCAGCCUGGAAACCGGAGCAUGAGCAGUUCACGCGGCUCAAGCCAGGAGAGAGAGAAGCAGCUCCUGAAGCUGCUGAGUACGUCCCGUGGAUUUCUUGUGCAAUCGAGCAGUGUGUUACUGUGUGUGUGCCUCAGCAUGAGCUGGAGCACAUGUUCCUCCUCCCUUUGGUGUUUGGACAGACAUUUUGGAUUCCCUAGAGAAGCCAGUGUUGUGCUUGGAGGCAGCCAGGGAGCACUUGGGGAGUUCCUUUUGCCUUUGAGGGCAGCUGAGAGUGGGUGGGUUUUGCCUGAGCUUCCCUGUGCCGUAAAGACAAGAGCAGGGAUUGUGUCCCCAGCAGCAGAAGGCUGUAACUCAGCCAGUGACCCCGUUGAAGGUGUGUGUGCUAGUCUGGCCAAAGUGAUGGGAACACUUGGCUUCCUAGAUUCCCUUUAGACUCCAGA
Messenger RNA from Passer domesticus (house sparrow), 1496 nucleotides. Its product is annotated as rootletin-like. The transcript has 10 exons. The record is from RefSeq and is a predicted model, not a curated record. Lineage: Eukaryota; Metazoa; Chordata; Aves; Passeriformes; Passeridae. The coding region runs from base 1 to 1488 and encodes 495 amino acids.